This is a messenger RNA of Salvia hispanica, 1392 nucleotides long. RefSeq names its product stearoyl-[acyl-carrier-protein] 9-desaturase, chloroplastic-like. Gene Ontology annotation, cellular component: chloroplast stroma. Gene Ontology annotation, biological process: fatty acid metabolic process. The record is from RefSeq and is a predicted model, not a curated record. NCBI's taxonomy places the organism in Eukaryota, Viridiplantae, Streptophyta, Magnoliopsida, Lamiales, Lamiaceae. Gene Ontology annotation, molecular function: stearoyl-[ACP] desaturase activity.
UCCACACAAAAUUCUGUUUGCAAAGGAAGGAGAAUGGCAAUGAAGGUGAAUGUACUUAACUUUGAAUCAAGAAAAUGCCCCGCUUUCGCUCUUCCUUCCGCCGUCGGCAGCUGCAGAUAUCCUAAAUUCUUCGUGGCUUCCACUCUUCCUUCUCGUUCAAAACCAGCCAGGGAGGCGCGUGUUCAAGUCACACACUCAAUGCCCCCUCACAAAAUCGAGAUCCUCAAAUCCAUAGAAGGCUGGGCUCAUGACAACAUCCUGGUUCACCUCAAACCUGUGGAGAAAUGUUGGCAGCCUCAGGAUUUCUUGCCUGAUCCGGCCUCCGAUGGAUUCCAUGACCAGGUGAAGGAACUGAGAGAGAGGGCUAAGGAGAUUCCCGACGAUUAUUUUGUUGUUCUAGUCGGGAAUAUGGUCACUGAGGAAGCCCUCCCGACUUACCUGACAAUGCUGAACACCAUAGAUGGGAUGAGGGAUGAGACGGGGACAGACGCAACUCCUUGGGCGAUCUGGGCGAGGGCGUGGACUGCCGAGGAGAAUAGACACGGAGACCUUCUGAAUAAGUAUCUUUACCUCUCUGGGAGAGUCGACAUGAAGCAAGUCGAGAAGACUGUCCAGUAUCUCGUCGGGUCGGGAAUGGACCCUGCGAUGGAAAACAACCCGUACCUCGGAUCCAUCUACACAUCUUUCCAAGAAAGGGCUACGUUCAUGGUCCAUGGAAACAUGGCCCGACAAGCAAUGGAGCAUGGUAGCAUCAAGUUGGCUCAGAUAUGUGGCACCAUUGCCGCGGAUGAGAAACGCCACGAAACUGCAUACACCAAGAUAGCUGGGAAGCUGUUCGAGGUCGACCCUGAUACAACCAUGCUGGCUUUCGCCAACAUGAUGAAAAAGAAAAUCUCCAUGCCCGCACACUUGAUGUACGAUGGUCGCGAUGACAACCUCUUCCACCACUUCUGGGCUGUCGACCAACGCCUAGGCAUCUACACGGCAGGAGAUUACGCAGACAUCCUAGAGCACAUGGUUGCGCGAUGGAAGGUUGAAAAUAUAACUGGGCUAUCCGCAGAGGGGCAAGAGGCUCAAGACUACGUCUGUAAUUUGUCUCCGAGAAUCAGACGUCUAGGGGAGAGAGCUCGCGAGAUGGCAAAGCAGGCGCCAAAGGUCCCGUUUAGCUGGAUAUACGACAGAGAAGUGCAACUCUGAGACGGAAGUAGUAAAUUUUUGCACCUUAUGAAUAAUCGACAUGUUGAUGUUGUGUGCCAAUUUCAAGCAUUACCUUGAAAAUCCUUGUCAUUUCGUAGACAAUCCAUGUCAUAUAUAGUUCCGUUUUUCUCAUCUUACUUCAUCAAUCAUCAGUCAACAUUUUCAUCUGCUAAGACUUGGUAUAAAACAAAGUAA